AUGGCACCGCCUACAGACGAGGAUAUUGAGUGGUUUAAAUCCACAUUUCACCCUAUUCCUAAACCUCAGCUCCCAGAUGAUUGCAUCGAAUAUUCGUUAUACUGCAUUUCUCCCUCCGGAGAGAUUGACAGCACAGCCGAUGCUGACGUAGCUCGCUUGCGUCUCAACGAUGUCCAAAAAGCUGCUGCAGAUCUUGUGAAGAGACUGUUGAAGGACUAUAUAUGGCAACGCGAGCCUUUUAAACUGGAGAAGUUUCGCGAAGACGGAUUGAAUUUGCUCCGUGGGCGAACUGAAUACGGCGACUCAAUCGAAGACGAAUGGGUUAUUGUUUAUAUAUUGCGCGAGUUAACAAGACAGUUUGAAGAUUUAUGGGUGAAAGUAUCCGACAGUGAUGGAGAAUUUUUACUCGUGGAGGCUGCUGCAACCCUACCGUCCUGGCUUGAACCUGAGGUUGCUAAUCACAGGGUUUGGGUUCACAAGGAACAACUGAUCAUCAUCAAGCCUGAUAGGAGAGAAGGAUCAACUCUCAAACCAUUAACAUUUCGACAAGCCAGGAAAAUAAUUCUUGAAGAUCCUAAACGAUUAAUGCAUUCUCCGAUAAUAGAAGCAGAGGCAUUUUAUCGACUUCGCAAUUAUCCGAAGCAGAUCGCUGACAACCUUCACACGACUCGCAUUACUAUUCCCCGAAAACUCGCGCAUAUACUACACAUGAAGCCGGCUUAUAUCUCUCCCAUAGUGGAUGCGUUUUAUGUCAGGGAUCCGAUAUCUUUACGACCACUAAAAACAAAGGAUACCAGUACGCUAAGAUUCAAACCUGAGGAUUUGGUAACCGUAAGUGUUCGAUUCACGAGAGUUGGGUAUGCGCAGUUAAAAAGUCAGGAUUUUGAGUUGCCGCUGGUGUGGAAAGGCAAGAUGCCCCAUAAAACCGCGAAAGAGGAUUAUGCUCGCGCAGAAAUGGGGAUGAAAGUCACCAGCGGAAUUGAAAUGCUGUUAUCAGAUCCCCACAACCAGGAUAAGAUGGCAGUGAGGGAAAUUAACCUCACUUUAAAAGAUAUCGAUACUGGAGACGAAAAGCUUCCUACAGAUGAUGAACUUGAAUCCACAUGGGAAAAACGCGAAGACGAUGAAAAGUGGUUGGAUAUCAGCUUCGAGGACCUUGAAGAAGAAUUAAAAGGCCGGCAUGGUUCCAAUCGGAAUGCAAAAGCAGCAGGCGGAUUUGGCGACCAAGCUGCUCAAGAGAAUCUCCAAAGAAUAGUGAAGCAGUUCGAGGAGUUUUUGAAUGACGACCGCGCCGGCUGUGAUGGGGCUGAUCUUAUUGACGAAGUCGAUUCUGAUGACUUUGAUAUGGAUAGUGAAGAUUUGAGUAGCGAUGGAGAGGACAAAGAAGUAUCGUUUGACGAGGAUGAAUUCUCUCGAAUGAUGCAUGAAAUGAUGGGACUACCGUCGAAGCAUGAAGGUAGUGCCCGCCCCAUCACAUCGAAGCGGAUCAAAGAGCUGAACUCAGAUGAUGAUGAAAGUCAAGAUGACAGCAAGGAGAUAGAAGAACUGUCUAAGCAGAUGGAGGCUGAACUUCUAGAAACUGGAGUUCUUGAUUUGGAUCCGAAAGGAAAAGGAAAACAAGACAUUAAAGGGAAGGCAUCUUCUCGGUCCAAGAGCGGGUCAGACGAAAGCCAUGACGAGGACGAAAAGGUGGGCAAUGGCGAGGAGUAUGACGUUGACAAUGUGGACUACAACCUUGCAAAAAACUUGCUUGAGAGCUUUAGUAGCCAGGCUGGCUCAGCGGGACCCGCAAGCAAUUUGUUAGGCUUGAUGGGUAUGAAAAUGCCAAAGGAUGACCGUGAAUCGAAAUAG
This is a messenger RNA of Paracoccidioides brasiliensis Pb18, 1851 nucleotides long. RefSeq lists its product as uncharacterized. Gene Ontology annotation, cellular component: nucleus. The coding region runs from base 1 to 1851 and encodes 616 amino acids. The transcript has 3 exons. The record is from RefSeq and is a predicted model, not a curated record.